AACCGUAUGCGAUUGCGCUGAACCGAAGAAUAUGGGAAUUAUUCAAUUUCCUGAUGCUGAUUGCAAGCCGAAAAUGAAUUCCACGAGUGCUGUUCCAGUGAGAUAUGUUGUCUACAGUGAUGAACGCGCCGCAGUGAAAUUUCCGGGUUUUAUUUGUGCCAGAUGGAGAAAUAUUCACCGCGUGACUAUGAACUUUUUCGGUCAAACAGUGAUCGUGCCUGAGAAAAUUCCUAUAGACACAACGGCUUCUGAGUGCUAUAAAAUGAUUAACACUAAAAAGUGUGAAGGUUAUGAAAUGACUCUUUCGGAUGAGAAGUAUGUAUUUUCGCAUGAACCUCGAUCUGACGGUUACUGGAUGCGAACCGUCGAUUCAGAAAUUCUGAAUUGUGCGCUUGAACAAAUACAAUUGUUCCAACAAAUGGAGGAUGAAGAUUUUCCAACGCCGAUCGGAAAAGCUGCCGCAACCGCCGGUACCUUGUCUCACAACCAUCUAACUUUGGUUUGGGAUACGACAUACACCCAUAAGAUUCAACACGAAUUACAUCGUGAUAUUGAUCGUGAUAAUGAAUUAGCGCGUAUGUUACAGACAAUUGAGUGUGAUGUUCGCAAAGCUAAAAAUGAACGAGCAAUCAUCACCGCCCAAUAUAAUGGUUGGCUCGCCGCUUCAUUAUUGAAAUUACCUCGGUGUGCAAAAUUGCAAGCUUUUGGACAGACCGCCGUAGUGAUUCAGUGUAAAGCUGUGAAUGCCACAAUUGAAACCGUGAUCACACCAUGUGGACCACAACCGAAAUUUAACAGUUAUACCAUUAAUCUCGAUGGCUGGGAAUUAGUGAAAUUUUCCCCAUGCUAUUGGACGAAUGGUUUCGUCAAUUUCAACGAUAAACCUUACGCCUUCCGCAACAACACUUGGAAAAGGAUCGACCCGAAUAUUGUACUGCCGGAGCGUACAUUGGCUCAUUCCUUCCGAUACGAAGACGUGAAAGCCUUCGACUAUGACCAUCGCAGCAAUCCAGCUUAUAACGAUAAUUUACUCAACCACAUGAACGUUGUAGCUGACAUCGUAGCCGCCAUGAAUGAACAAUCACCUGCUGAUUUCCCAUCGAAUCAUCGUCCUCAUGCAGCUGAUGUUCUACUGACAGCAGCAGGAGUCGAGAGAUAUACCAGCUGGUGGGAGGUCAUCAUAAUCUCCUUGGUCGUCACCGUCAUCUUCAUCCUUGUCCUCAUCGUCUUACGCAUUUGUUGCUGUCUUGGCCUCUUCGGUAUUUGCUGUCCUCCGAUUAAAGAAGUUAAAACUUUUUACCACGAACAUGAAGUCUGA
This is a messenger RNA of Daphnia magna, 1318 nucleotides long. RefSeq lists its product as uncharacterized. The record is from RefSeq and is a predicted model, not a curated record. NCBI's taxonomy places the organism in Eukaryota, Metazoa, Arthropoda, Branchiopoda, Diplostraca, Daphniidae.